Messenger RNA from Caenorhabditis briggsae, 1227 nucleotides. It is a transcript of the gene Cbr-ipp-5, whose product is annotated as Protein CBR-IPP-5. Lineage: Eukaryota; Metazoa; Nematoda; Chromadorea; Rhabditida; Rhabditidae. Gene Ontology annotation, biological process: phosphatidylinositol dephosphorylation. Gene Ontology annotation, molecular function: inositol-polyphosphate 5-phosphatase activity. The coding region runs from base 1 to 1227 and encodes 408 amino acids. The transcript has 8 exons. The record is from RefSeq and is a predicted model, not a curated record.
AUGGUUCAAUAUUUGCUAAUAACGGCGAACGUCGGAUCACUGUUUGAGCCGGACGCUCGCCUGCACAACUCUUGGGUCAAAACUGUUGCUGAUCAAGUGAAUGGAGUUGAUCCAUCAUUCUUUGUAAUUCAUCUCCAGGAAACAGGAGGAAAAAAGUUCACGGAAUGCUCAAAACAAGUUCCAAUCAUUAUCAACCAUCUCGCAAAUGCACUUCCCAAAUUCGAUCUCUUAAGAGCAUAUGUGGACAUUGACUACGAAGCAGUUGAAUAUACGGCUCUCGGAGCAUUAUGCUUUAUCAAAAGAUCUCUAUGGUCCAGUGUCUCACAAUUCAAUUUCCACACCAAGAAAUACGAACAACUCAUCAGCCCAACCGAAGUGGUUACUGAAGGCUUAGAGAACUAUCCAUACGUAAUCAAGCACAAAUUUCCAAAAGACUUCUGGCCUUCUAUCAAAUGGGGUCGCAAAGGAUACAUGCAAACUAGAUGGAAAAUUGCUAACAAAGUAUUCGACUUUGUGAACGCCCAUCUCUUCCAUGACGAAUCCAACUUGGCUCCUAUUCAUGAUAAUCCAACACUCUACAGCGAAAACCGGAAACGAGCACUCGACUUUGUGCUCUCUGAAUUGUCUGCGAUGGAAAAUGGCUGCACACCAAUGCUUUUCGUAUUUGGGGACCUCAAUUUCAGACUCGACUCGCGCUCCUUCUUGAAUCGUCUCACCGAAAGCACCAAUCCUCAUUCAGUAGAACAAGAGCAGAUGGGUUCUUUGGCCGAUGGUCUCCAGGCCCAAAAUGGCAAUCUUCAAGUCGCCGCCCACCCAUCUGAGAAUCUUCGGAGGACAGUUUCCGCAAUUGAGUUCCGCAGAGAUUCAGACAGUGAUGAUAGUCAAAACAGCUGUGUGCUCCGGAUUGAAAAGAAGAAGUUCGAUUAUUUCAAUCACAAAAAGCUUCUCGACGACUGGAAGUCCUACAGAGAUGAUGAUAAGGAAGCAGAGAGUUUCAAGAGCAUGUUCGAAAUGAAUAUCAAUUUUCCACCAACCUACCCAUGGAGCGAGGACCCAGAAAACUCGGAAACGCUUAUGAAAACCAGAGCUCCCGCAUGGUGCGAUCGUGUUUUAAUGAACAAAGCUGCAUUCAGUUUUGUGAAGGAUGGAGAGCCAGCGUACAAAUCUUUCGGAAUGGAGACUUGCACUGGGGAUCACAAGCCUGUCAUGUUGGCCUUCAACAUCUAA